AUGCUGCCGCCAGGGCCCGUGCCCGGCACCAACAUCGCAGCCAGCCCACCGCACGCAGCCAGAGCAGAGGGCGCGGCGCCCCGUUCGGGCCGCUCUUCACCGAGGCCCGGCGCUGUGGCGGCCUCGUUGGUGCAGCUUCUGCCUGCGCCGCCCGUGGCGUGGUGGUCGGCAAGCUUGCCGUCGUUCUGCAGUGGGCACCUCCCUCGUGCUGAUGGCAGGACAGCGGCCGCAGUACGGCGAGGAGUGCGCUGGGGAGGGCGGCGGGGAGGGCAGCAGGUCGACGCCGGCGUCGAGACGCUGGCCGCCGCGUGCGCGGAAGUGCAGCAUGACGACGAAGGCACGGGGACGCAGAUCGACGCGGGCAGGGGCGACAAGAUGCCAGUGGGCGGCUUGGGGGCGGGCACGGAGGCGCAGUUGGGCGGUUUCGAGGCGGCGAGCGCGGGGACCUUUGUCAGGCGGCUUCGUGUUCGCAGGCGCGACCGCCGCCAUCUUAGCCGCCCUGCAGCCCUCUUUUCCAGGUUCGUAUCGGUGUCCAGCGAUUCCAGCGGGGCGGCGCCACCGCGGAGGGCCGACGAGGACUUCGGGCAAAACGGGUUCGUCGUAGAUGACUUCGAAGGGGAUGAGGGGCUCGGCGAGAUGUGGGGAUGCAGGAGGCGUUCGACGUGGGUUUGCACGACGGGUUCGACGAGCCCGUCUGCCAAAGGCCGGAGUGGUCGCGAGCGUCCUUUCGGCGGCGUCGGGCCCCAGAACUCCGUGGAAUCGGUGCUGGGCGUGGGCGCAGUCACCGCGCGUGGCGGGAGCGCCAUGAGGCGGGCCUUCAGGGGGCCUCAGCGGAGUCGUGGACGGCUUCAGGUUGGCGUCGAUGGCGCGCCACUGGAGAUGGCACGCAUUUCUGUACCAAGCCUUGCUUUAAGUUCCGUUGUGCAUAGGCCACUCUCCUUGCUGCGUCGGACUGUCGCAGUGUUAUACCUGCACAGCAGCUGA
Messenger RNA from Prorocentrum cordatum, 984 nucleotides. The record is from the annotation of a GenBank genome assembly. Lineage: Eukaryota; Dinophyceae; Prorocentrales; Prorocentraceae.